AGCGCGGAAGAAAUCGAGCGAAUGGUUCGGGCGUCGCUCAAGGCGAUACUGGGCCUGGGUGUCGUGCCGUACGAUGCCAAUCUUGUCAACUGCCUCGUUACGGAGGAUCGGGUCGUCAUUGUGGAUCACGAACAAGACGAAGAUGCUGAGGCCGGAGACGACACCCUAGAUGAGCUUCUUGACUCGAAGGCAGAGGAGAUCAUGUAUUGGUAUAGCUACUUUCACAAGCCGCAGCCGCAGCCCGAUACGCGUGGCACCAGGCCUAGGCCGACCGGGUGGAGUCCUCCGUCCACGGAGCUUCCUCGAGAAAGGGUUCCGCUCCUGUUAGGCCUCAAAGGCCCUCCGCCUCCUGGGAGGUCCUACUCGCCGCCUCAGUCCUCUCCGAUUGAGGCUGACCGACCUUCGUCAGGGACGCGCGAUUAG
This is a messenger RNA of Phialemonium atrogriseum, 423 nucleotides long. RefSeq lists its product as uncharacterized. The record is from RefSeq and is a predicted model, not a curated record. Lineage: Eukaryota; Fungi; Ascomycota; Sordariomycetes; Cephalothecales; Cephalothecaceae. The transcript has a single exon. The coding region runs from base 22 to 423 and encodes 133 amino acids.